This is a messenger RNA of Oncorhynchus mykiss (rainbow trout), 5181 nucleotides long. The record is from RefSeq and is a predicted model, not a curated record. NCBI's taxonomy places the organism in Eukaryota, Metazoa, Chordata, Actinopteri, Salmoniformes, Salmonidae.
CACUGUUGUUACACUCAAAUCUGUCCCCGAUAUGGGAGGAAUAGUUGACAGCGCACGUCGGAGCCUUUACGCAACACAGCUACAAUGUAAUGGACUUUUAAUUUCAAAACUCAUUUAAAAGAGUUGACAAGCCGGUGCAGCAACAACAUAUUACAUUAAACUAACCGCUGACCAUUGAUGGUGUCCUUUGAUAAACAUUGUUCCUGUUUAAGCUUAACGUUACGGACAUCAACAAUCUUGCGCGAUCCUAGUAGCUGUAAAGCUAGCCAUCUAACGUUAGUCAGUUAACGUUAGCUUCUUAGCUAACAACACUCCCCGGCUAUUUUUAGUGCAAUUAAGCAGCUAUUUCCAGACCAAGGCGUCACCCUCUUACGACCUGUAAAGUCAUUAUUGUCUCCCAUGAUCUCGUUAAGUUAGCUAAUCAUUUGUACAAAAUGUCAACGACAUCGUUGGAUAAGGAAUUGCAAGAGCGCUUGAGAGAGGCGUCUGCGAUUGGAGACAUCGACGAGGUGCGGAUUUUAGUGGAAAGCGGAGUAAAUGUCAACUCUCAAAACGAAAUAAACGGAUGGACAUGUUUGCAUUGGGCAUGCAAGAGAAACCACAAACCGGUUGUGUCGUACCUGCUGAACUCUGGCGCUGACCAAGAGAUCCUCACUGCUAAAGAUGAGCUGGCUGUCCAGCUGACCUCUAAGCCUGAAAUCAGAAGACUGUUAGGAGUUGAGGAGGAGGAAGUGCCUGAAAUCAAGGAGCCUGAGUUGCCAAUCAUCCCAAACUACCUGUCCAACCCGCCAUUCAUGUACAGUAAGAUGGACAACAAGGCUGAGCUCAUAUUGGCACAGUUGACCCAAAAUGGCAAUGGAGACCACUCAUCAGAUGACCCACACAGUGACUCAGCUUCCCUGUCGCCCACCCACGAGCAACAGCUGCCUCAGCAACCGCAGAGCCUACUCUCUGACACCCCGAGCCCGAGGGAGGGGGCCUUCAUCCCAUUGGCGCAGCAGAACGGAGUGUCGUCUAGCCCCGCCUCGUCUCGCACCGUCAACGGAGGCCUCCCUAUGGACAUCUCCAUGGAGCCCCACCUGGUCAACCAUGGGGAGUACCCACACUCGGUGGUCCAUAAUGGGGCUGUGUGCUCUCCUCCCCUGCCCUCCCCCAGCCCCAGCACCACCAGCAGUAGCAGCCAAGCCCAGGUGGCUAACGCUAACCCAUCUAUGACCCGGCAGCAGUCACUCCCUCAGCAGCUCAACUGUGGCCAGGGUGCUGGGGGUAACAUGCCUGCCUUCCAGCCUUUCUUCUUUACCAGUACAUUCCCUGUCAAUGUGCAAGAGCUGGUCCUAAAGGUGCGCAUCCAGAACCCCAACGCGCGGGAGAACGACUUCAUCGAGGUGGAGCUGGACAGACAGGAGCUGACCUACCGCUCGCUGCUUCGGGUGUGCUGUCGAGAGCUGGACAUCAGCACUGAACACGUGGAGAAGAUCCGCAAGCUGCCCAACACCAUGCUACGAAAGGACAAAGACGUGGCUCGGCUGCAGGACUUCCAGGAGUUAGAGGUGGUGCUGGAGAAGGCUGAGGGCCUGGCACUCCUCUCUGGGGCGGGAGGCCUCACCGACAGACCCUGCUACAACAUGAAGGCCUCCAGACUCACCUACUAGAGACCAACAGGAUUGACAGACACACAGACAGACCCUGCUACAACAUGAAGGCUUCCAGACUCGCCUACUAGAGACCAACAGGACGGACAGACACACAGACAGACAGACAGACCCUGCUACAACAUGAAGACCUCCAGACUCACCUACUAGAGACCAACAGGACGGACAGACACACAGACAGACAGACCCUGCUACAACAUGAAGACCUCCAGACUCACCUACUAGAGACCAACAGGACGGACAGACAGACAGACCCUGCUACAACAUGAAGACAUCCAGACUCACCUACUAGAGACCAACAGGACGGACAGACACACAGACAGACAGACCCUGCUACAACAUGAAGGCCUCCAGACUCACCUACUAGAGACCAACAGGACGGACAGACACAGACCCUGCUACAACAUGAAGACCUCCAGACUCACCUACUAGAGACCAACAGGACGGACAGACACACAGACAGACAGACCCUGCUACAACAUGAAGACCUCCAGACUCACCUACUAGAGACCAACAGGACGGACAGACAGACAGACCCUGCUACAACAUGAAGACAUCCAGACUCACCUACUAGAGACCAACAGGACGGACAGACACACAGACAGACAGACCCUGCUACAACAUGAAGGCCUCCAGACUCACCUACUAGAGACCAACAGGACGGACAGACACAGACCCUGCUACAACAUGAAGACCUCCAGACUCACCUACUAGAGACCAACAGGACGGACAGACACACAGACAGACAGACCCUGCUACAACAUGAAGGCCUCCAGACUCGCCUACUAGAGACCAACAGGACGGACAGACAGACCCUGAUGUCCAUGUGGACCCUACUAUCUCUCUAUUGACCGUAAUAGCCACUAUCGUUAUUAGUCCAUUUCAUUGCAUUAUGAUCCGGUGUCGUUCAGCCAGCGUUAUUAGGGGUUUGUUUAAACAUCCUGUUGUGUUAGCUAGGUAACGUGGUCGCCCUGCCUGUCCUUGCCUUGCUCCCUGCCAGUCUGUCCCAUGCAGCGCUCGCUAACCGAUUGCUCAUGCAUCAUGUCCUCAGUUAUAUACUGAAGAAUUUGGGCCUCCUUCCCUCUUCUCUUCCCUCUGUCCCUCUCUCUCUAGUUUGUGUUGUCGGGCUACAGUGGAACAUUGGCAUUGAGGGACAGUGAUAGUCUUCCUAGAUGGCUUAACUUAUGUACUGUACAUGGAUCCCUUUGUACUGGGCAUUAGUCAUACAUGUACUGGGGACUUGUCUCCUGGAUGACGAGGGGGUUGAGAAGAGUAGAGGGCAUUUGAACAGCUCUUCUGAUAUACAGCCAUGGCUCUUAUUAGUCCAACAUGGGCGGCUUAGUACAAUGUUGCGACACAGCUGACUUGCACACAGCAACAUGCAGUACUGCCGCUUGCUUAGUGGGCAUAGCAGGUGGCUGCCAACGUUCCAACUGGCAUUCACACCCAUGCUGCAGACUGCACACACACACACUCAGUCAUACUCCCACACUUCAGUGAUAUUUCCAGUUUUUCCUUCAGUGGUUGCCCAUGUUAUCACACUACCCUGUUUAUUUGUUCUUAGGUGGAUGCCUGAUGGAGCUCUUAACAGAGAUGUUGCUUUGUGCUGCUGAGGUUUGAUCAUCUAAGAGGGAGUGGGUGUGAGUGUUGUCUCUUGCCAAUUGAGAAGUUUUUGUUAGUUUCGCAGAACUGUUUAUGUGCUUAGUAAGCAAACAGAUGCUUGAAGUUUCAUCCGUAUUGUUAAGACAAUGUGUCUGUUUCUUAAAGAAGUCUCUUCGUCAGUUGGAAGAUAACAGCCUUCUAACAGAUGCUAUGGUUAGCUAGCUCCACAGACACCGUCUGGAUUCCAAUCAAACACCCAAUGUGGAACCAUUCUUCAUUGCUCCUGCUCUAUGAAUUUAGUUUUAUUCUACAAUGUUUACUUGCUGAAACAAAACUCAUUUAGAUUAACAUGUAUUGGGUGCAGGGGCAAUAUUGACAUGUUCUACAGUUUGGUUGAAUGUUUGUGUGUGAGUGGUUCUUUUCAAUGUAACAGUUAUUGGGUCUAAUAUUCAACUGACACUUUCAGCUGUGAAUGAAUUGAAUGGUAGACCGUUCCUAUAGAGUUCAGGUAUUAUUGAUUUAAGCAGAAUCCGCUAGGUUCACUCUAGGGGAAGUAUAUUCCCAGCUCAAGUAGGGGUUCCCCUAAAAUGAGCAUUUUAAACUGUUUCUGGAUCGCUUCACUUAAGAUACUUCCAUUUACUGUGAUUAGAUCAAAACCAAAUACAAACCUAGACAGAAAAAUAGUCUGGUUCUCCACAAUAGAUUAUCUAUCAUAAAUGUCCUAUUUUUGAAUUGCUGUAUGAAAUGUUUUUUAGUGUUUUCCGAGUGAACUGAAUGACGUGGGAAAAGGACAGUUUGAAAGGAUGGUUUCUGUUUCAUAAGUUUAACACGGCUGUUAUGUUUGAGUUCUUCCAUAACACGUUUCCCAGCCAUUCUCCCUGUUGCUUCUAUCAUACAGUGCAUUUGUCAUAAUACACAAGAUCACACUGCUCUGUGAGAACAUUUUAAACACAUAACCUACAUUAACAUGUAAGCUAGCUAGAGAUCAAAUGUUAGCUCUUGAGGGGUCCCCGAGUUUAACCUACUGACAUUUGACUUUUGUCAAGUUGUGGUGUUUGCUACUUCUUUGUUUGAGUAUAAAUGAUGAUUCAUACACAAGAACACAACCGUUAGUAGUGAAGCUGAAUGAGAGUGCAUUGAUUGAAAAGAUUACUGCUGAAAAUGCUUUAUGACAAACACAUUCUCUCAUAGAGGAAGACUAAGACCCUAACAUGUCCUAUCAGUCCUUUAUGCUGGUUAACACUACAGAAGUUUAUAAACAAUCAACAGUCAGUUACUAACAAAGGCGUUAAUUGUUUACCGUUCAAAUGUAUACCUUAAGCUCUGGCUGUCUUAGUAUGUUUUAAUGAUUAUAUAUUUUUAUUCAUUUGUCAUUUCCUUUUUUAACGAGAAAUGUCUUUAGUUUGUAUCGAUGCCUACAAGUAUGGAACGUGUUUAUCAAUGGGGGUGAAAGGGAAGGUAGGUUGCAGCUAGGAUGAAACCAAGUGUAAAGCCACAGUAUCUACUGUGUUGAAUGGGUUGAGUGUAAAUGUUGAAGAAAUACAAGACUAACUUGAACUUGUCAAAUGGACUCUCCAGAGAAUGUUGUAUUCCUAACGUGUGCCACGAGACCGAGAGGUACCUGGUUGAAGAAGCUGAAUGAUGAUGUUUGAAAUGCCUACGGCCAUUUUGUGCCCAGUGAAGGAGCACCAGUGUUCUAGAAUGUUCCAGAAUGAAUACUAGUUCUGUGAAAUGGAUGACUAACAUUGUACUGAUUGAUUGCUCAUGUUCUAGAGGAAGAAUACAGUAACUUUACCUAUGCAUUCAGAGUCUGAUAUUUUUAUAUGUCCUGUGUACCUUUGAUAAAUUCCUAAUAGGCACUGUUUAACUUGUGUUUGAUUGUGAAGACCUGUACCUGUUCUUUGAUAAAGCAUGGUGGGUAACUUGA